This is a messenger RNA of Oryzias melastigma (Indian medaka), 2407 nucleotides long. It is a transcript of the gene nars1, whose product is annotated as asparaginyl-tRNA synthetase 1. Gene Ontology annotation, biological process: asparaginyl-tRNA aminoacylation. Gene Ontology annotation, molecular function: ATP binding; nucleic acid binding; asparagine-tRNA ligase activity. Gene Ontology annotation, cellular component: cytoplasm. NCBI's taxonomy places the organism in Eukaryota, Metazoa, Chordata, Actinopteri, Beloniformes, Adrianichthyidae. The record is from RefSeq and is a predicted model, not a curated record. Bases 150 to 1829 code for a protein of 559 amino acids. The transcript is spliced from 15 exons.
GGCUCCGCCCUCCCACUAUGCGGAACAGUUCUGAUACCUACACAACGGCAGGUUGACUGACCGUGGAGCCGGACUGUCAUUCCGUCAUUUCUGUGAAAGAAAACGGUUCUGGGAUUUCUUCAGGGAACUGCUGUCGUACUUUGGCCAACAUGUCGUCGGAUAUAACUAAAGGUGUGGAGCAUCUCUCAGUGGGUGAGCUGUAUGUGUCUGACAAAUGUGGCAGUGACCAAGAUGGUGACGGCUCGGAGCAGAAACCCUUCAAAACUCCUCUCAAGGCUCUGCUGUUUGCAGGCAAGGAGCCGUUCCCUACCAUCUAUGUGGACUCUCAGAAGGACGGAGAGCGCUGGGCAGUGAUCUCUAAGACACAGAUGAAGAACGCAAAGAAAGCCUUUAACCGGGAGCAGCUCAAGAGCGACGCCAAAGAAAAAAAAGAGGCUGAGGAUGUCGAGAGGAGAGAGAAGAACCUGGAGGAUGCCAAGAAGAUCACGAUAGAGAAUGACCCCAGCCUGCCUGUGCCUGAAACAGUUAAAAUCCGGCACCUGGAGGAAAAGAGGGGUCAGAGAGUGAAAGUGUUCGGAUGGGUGCAUCGCCUCAGGAGACAGGGGAAGAACCUGAUGUUCAUCGUUCUGAGAGAUGGAACAGGUUUCCUGCAGUGUGUCCUGUCUGAUAAACUGUGCCAGUGCUACAACGGCUUGAUGUUGUCCACAGAGAGCUCUGUAGUUCUGUAUGGGACUAUCACUGCUGUUCCUGAGGGGAAGCAGGCACCUGGUGGCCACGAGCUGCACUGCGACUUCUGGGAGCUGAUAGGAUUAGCCCCGGCAGGCGGAGCCGACAACCUGCUGAACGAGGAGUCGGACGUGGAUGUCCAGCUCAACAACAGACACAUGCUGAUCAGAGGGGAGAACGUCUCCAAGAUCCUGCGAGUGCGAUCCACGGUGACCCAGUGCUUCAGGGACCAUUUCUUUAGCCGAGGAUACUACGAGAUCACUCCUCCCACCUUGGUGCAGACUCAGGUGGAAGGCGGCUCCACGCUGUUUAACCUCAACUACUUUGGCGAGGAGGCGUACCUGACUCAGUCCUCCCAGCUCUACCUGGAGACCUGCAUACCAGCGCUGGGCGACACCUUCUGCAUCGCCCAGUCUUACCGGGCCGAGCAGUCUCGCACCCGCAGACACCUGGCCGAAUACACUCACAUAGAGGCGGAGUGUCCCUUCAUCAGCUUUGAUGACCUGCUGAACAGACUAGAGGACCUGGUGUGUGACGUUGUGGACCGAGUGCUCAAGUCCCCCGCUGGGCAGCUGCUGUACGACAUCAACCCGAACUUUGAACCCCCGAAAAGGCCAUUCAAGAGAAUGAACUACACCGAGGCCAUCGAGUGGCUCAAAGAGCACGACAUCAAGAAGGACGACGGCUCCUACUAUGAGUUUGGAGAGGACAUCCCAGAGGCCCCAGAGAGGCUGAUGACCGAUACCAUCAACGAGACCAUCCUGCUGUGUCGCUUCCCAGCAGAGAUCAAGUCCUUCUACAUGCAGCGCUGUCCAGAGGACAGGCGCCUCACCGAGUCGGUCGACGUGUUGAUGCCGAACGUCGGAGAGAUAGUGGGAGGCUCGAUGCGUAUCUGGGACUCUGAUGAGCUGCUGGAUGGGUACAAGAGGGAGGGAAUAGACCCAACUCCCUACUACUGGUACACUGACCAGAGGAAGUACGGAACAUGUCCUCAUGGGGGGUACGGCCUGGGUCUGGACCGCUUCCUAACCUGGCUGCUGAACCGACAUCACAUCAGAGACGUCUGUCUGUACCCACGAUUCAUCCAGCGGUGCCGACCCUGAGCACACACGCCCCUGUACAGCCAAGUCUCUGGAUCCCAGCUGCAGAGAAUCCACACAACCUCCGAACUCCAUACUGUCUCAUGAAACUUCAGCUUUUACCGUAGAAACAAUGUUUUUGUCCACUAGACUGACCCUGAUCAUGUCUGCCUCUGCACAUUUCUAAAGCAGGAUGUAGUCUGUGAUUGAACAGUGUUGGCUGGUCUCCUUGUCAUAGUGAUCCACAUGGGUUUCCUUUUUUUGAUUGUGUUGCAUGUUUGUUCUCAAGUUCAUAUUCGCGCUUAAAGCUGUUCAAUAAAAAACAACAGAGCAUUGGUGACACAUUUUGGAGCCUACCGUUUAUCACUGCAGGGACAAAAAAGAAGUUGGUGAUUUUAAGUUAUAAAUUCAUACUAACAAUCAGUAGAAGAACUUCUCCAGGACACUAUUUCUGGAUUUUGGGAAAGAUGGUACAUGGAAAAAAGGCAGGAAUCUGGACGUGUGUCUGAUGAGCAGCCUGCCUGCACCAGUGGAGCGUACCGUCUGUUCUGGAUCCAGAACAGCUUGUCCAACUACACUGAAAUAAAAAGCCUCCAAAGCGU